This is a messenger RNA of Misgurnus anguillicaudatus (oriental weatherfish), 6217 nucleotides long. RefSeq names its product shisa family member 7a (gene shisa7a). NCBI's taxonomy places the organism in Eukaryota, Metazoa, Chordata, Actinopteri, Cypriniformes, Cobitidae. Gene Ontology annotation, biological process: regulation of short-term neuronal synaptic plasticity; regulation of AMPA receptor activity. The record is from RefSeq and is a predicted model, not a curated record. Gene Ontology annotation, cellular component: dendritic spine membrane; postsynaptic membrane; postsynaptic density.
AUGUGUGUGUGUGUAUGUGUGCCCCCCUCCUCAUACUCCAUAUUGCUUAGCCAGCCAUAAUCGUGCAAAGGAUAAGAAGUAGUUUGAGAAACGAAACACUUGAAGCGGUCGGAAUCAGCGUUAUCAAUCUUUCCUCGACACCGUAUUGCGAAACCAAUAAACGCACAAUUCAGCGUAGCGGACCUCCGUGAGACCACCUGCCCCAUUCCAACGUUGUUUCGUGACAGGGUCGGAAUGUUCUCGCGUGCACACUUUGCAGGCGGCGUCGAUGAACGGCAACGCUAAAGAGCAACACUUGCGUGUCGCUUCAGAGAAAAUGAACACGAGAAUGGCAACAGGCACUUUCUUCUGCAUUUGCCUUAUUAUGCGUUAUUUAAAGUAAAUCAGAGUCUAUUUUGACGGAAAAGGUAUCACCUGGAAUGCUUUCACAGUAGUUUGUACAAGCAAUUAAGUUAAAACCGUUGCGCAGGAAAUGUGAAACAUUGAGGCGUUAUGUUUACGAGCAUGGAAACUGUGGUAGAUGAAAGAAAACCCUGCAAAGAAUUUGGCUCUACUUGUUUUGUUACCGAGAGACGAGAAUAAGAUCGCCAGAGGAGUGGUGCAACAGUUUGUGGGAAUAAAACAAUUUCUCAGCCACCAUCGUCACUCUGAGCUGAACAAGAUAUGAGACCGACGGUGUCGUGACAUCUGCACAGAUUCAUCUUGCUGUCGCUGAACACUUAAGACCAACCCUGCAAAAAAGUGAGGAAACAGCCAUGUCCACACCAUGGGAUUUUAAACCAUUUUACCAAGAGAUGCACCAAAUUGUUUUAAACAUCCCCCAGUCUCAAUGAAAACUGGGCUUGUCAUUAAAAACAAAUCUGCUGCAUGAAUCUCAAGCCUCUGGAGGUUUUCAUGAAGUGACUGCCCUUGAAAAUAUCUGUUGUGAAGACAAUCUUACCUUGCAAACUUUUUGCCAUCUUUCUGCCAUCAUCAGCUUUUUUGUGUAUCUGUAUGAUCAGAACAUUCGCUAAUAACCUAUAAUACCUGUGGAUGAUUAUAAAAGGUAUAUUUAUUCUUUAAAUUUGCACAUGAGAUUAUUCAGCUGGUAAUUUUUCAUAUGCUGAAUAAAGAAAUGAGUAUUUAUUAUAGUUCACUAAUGUAGAUGUUUCCAGGCCAAAAUGAUUCCUCACCAUAAUUCCCUAAAUCACUCAAGGGAGUUCACCGCUCUGGGCGGUCCUGUUAACACGUAAACAAGUGCAGUUGAAAGUUUAAAGAGAUUGUUUAUAUCCAUUAAUAAUCAGGGAGCAUUGCAGGUCAGGGAAAUUUGCCUAAAGACAUAAAGUGCCAUUUUUGAAUGUAAGGAGUGCCCAAACAGAACAGUUUACAUUUUUAAGAUGUUUACAGUUUCCCCUUUCUCUUAAAUUACUAUUUCAUUUUAAGAAGUGCCAAAACAGAGGAAUUAAUGUAAAUACUUUACACAGUCGUACACUACAGUUGAAUUGCCUUCGUGUGUCAUCAAUACACUAAACUAUAUAUUAAGUAAUAUAACAAUGAUAUCGAGAGAAGCCAUUACUUGUUUGUCUGCGGAUAUGUGAAAAUGUAUAUUUUUGAAGACUAAUUCAAAUGAAUAUUCUUUGAAUUCUUUGUUGCCUGUUAGAAAUACUAUCGCCAUUUGGAUUGUUAUACAUAGGCCUGUCAUUUUGUCUUCAGCUUUAUGCUGGAACUAACAUUGCAUGUGAUGACAGACUAUAUGUUUUGUAACUCACCUUGAAAGCAAAAUAGUUUUUUGUCUCACAGUUUAUUGCACACACCUAACAGACUUUUUUUAGACUGAUUUGAUAUAGACUCAGAUUCUAUACUUCGGAGCACGUAUUUUACAUACAGCAUUGAACAGGCUGUUUUUUAUAAAAAAAGAAAUCUACAUUGUGCAGCAAGUUGAGUCAGCGAGAGGAAAUAGCAGCGUUAGUCAUGUAAAGAUGAUGCCCACCUUGGAAGCCCGAGUGCGUGUCAUCAUUCUCUUCCUGCUAAUCGCCGUCCCACUUAACACUUUCUCAGCGAGCGUCCCGGGCCUGUCUAGAAACACACCAAAUGGCCCUAUCACCUUUACCACAACGCCCAACCCCAGAUCUCAGGGAAGGGGCUUUCUGUUCCCACUUACUAAAACCGGUGGGAACAUGCGAGGGAAGUCUAUGAAUCAUUGGCCAAAGCAGCCGGCUGGAGCAGCUGAGAUGCCCCCUAAGCCGCUGCCUCAGAAAAGCCUGCCGAGGAACAUCACGGACGAUGCCCUGAAACCCCCUUUGGAAGGAGCGCGAGUUCCGCCUCCUCGCAAACUGGUGGAAAUAGAUGUGUGCCGGGGCUAUUACGAUGUGAUGGGGCAGUACGACCUCACCUUUAAUUGUUCCAAGGAUAACUUCAUCUUCUGCUGUGGGACCUGCCACUACCGAUUUUGUUGUCCGGAUCGUACCCGAAGGCUGGAUCAGAACACCUGCCACAACUACCACUCCCCCGUGUGGGCCAAUACUGCCCCGCCGGCAACCAGGCCCUCAACGCCGGAUCAUCCUAACCUCAGCCGUAUCGAGCAGAGCAACAACACAGUGUAUGUUAUCGGUGGGGUCAUCUCAUUUACAGUCGCAGUGGCCGUGGCCAUUAAAGUGGCGUUCCACAAGGCAUCACGCCAACCUAGGAUCAGAGAACUUGACAUGCCCAGGGCUCUUGUGGAAAUGUUGCGUCACCAGUCAAGUCCAGUCCAAGAGAGUGAGAGAAACAACAGUGUUGCCCUGGGAAGUGGAGGAGGAGAGGGGACACUUGGACGCCCUCCUAAAAACCACUAUCCUACCCUACAGAGUAAAGAUAAUCGACUGGGAAAUCUGCAACAUAAUUUUAUCCAUACAACAGGCACCAGCCCCAAACAUACAGCGACCAUUGAGCGUGCACCCCGUAUGAAUAACAUGCAGAUGACCACUGGUGGCACCUUGAAACCAAGCAAGCAUACGAACGCCAUGAAGCCCCAACCUUCUUUUCAUCAAUCCCUACACAACCUGGCCCAGCUUCCCCCUUCUUAUGAAGCCGCCAUGAAGCCUGAGAUGAACAGAUACUCUUCUCUUAAGCGUCUGGAAAAAGGAGGAUUGGAGGACUAUUCGGGUUACUGUACAACGAAACGGAGGCCCAACAAUCCCCCUCCUUCCUUUCAUUCUUCCCAGCACCAUCUUCCCUGGGGAGGCGACUACACGUUGGGGGGUCGAGGCACACUUCCUACCCAUGCCAAUCGCCCUCGAAUACCUCAUCCUCAAUCUGCACCAAGCCACACCCCAAAUCCCUACCCUCUGGAUCCACCGGAGUCGAAGCAAAACCAGAAUUACGAUACGCUUUCAAAACCACCACGCCGUGUUAAGUCGACAGACCAGCUCCUUGCCCUCGCUGAUGGAAACACCUUAUCAAGGCUCUCAAAGAACCAGCAGCACCAGUACUACAAAUCGAAAAACUCCAAUAACCAGAACACCCUGCAGAAAUCCAAGGAGAGGCUGCUAAUGUCACCAGAUCAUCUAGACGAGGCCCUGGAGUAUGGCGAAGGUGGAAGCGGGAUGGGUAUGGGAAUGGGCGACUACACGUCCGGAGGGGGUAGCGGGAUGGGUAGCGGGAUGGUGCCUACCCUGCCCCGCGUGAGCCAUCAGAAAGCUCAGUCACAGCAGAACGUCUGCGCCACGCCAUCACUUGACCGGCAUCACAUGAUCAAGAUGAACUCGCACCCGACAUCGGGGCGAGAGCAAGAGCGGAAUUCGGCAGCGAUGUCCGGUCACCUGGGAGGAGGCGGGGUCGGAGGAGUGGGAUGGGGCGACAUGCCAGGAACAGGGGUUGUCAUGGGAACAGGAACUCUUGGUGGACACAGUGCCAGGAGGCUUGCAUUUGCAGCUAAAAGGCAAAAUACCAUCGAACAACUUCACUUCAUCCCUGGUACAGGGGGGAGUGGAGGAGGAGUGGCGACAAACCAAGGGGUUAGAACAGGCAGCAAGAAUGAGGUUACUGUGUGAGCAAGCCAGAGAGGCUAUAGCGAUAAUGAAAGGGGAAGGAAGAAGAUGGGUGAGGGAUAGACUGUGUGAAAAGUUGGAGGAUGGUAUAAGGAUGGUGGGAGAUAGUGUGGGUGGAAAAGGGAAGAAAUAACGAGUAAAGAGAGAAAAGGAGUAGGAAGAUGUAAAGGAAUAAGAGAAACUGAAUUUGAAGGAGGGGGUGAGACAAACUACAUGAAGCUAGGUUCAGAAAGAGCCAACUGGCACCAUAUUUUUACAGAUAUAUAUAUAUAUAUAUAUAUUGUAUAUAGUGGCAAAUUCAUCAAAUGAGAUUAGGUAACAACAGUUGUAAGUCAGGUCUGAUUGAGCUUCAAAGUUGUUGUGCUGUUUAUGUUUACGAAAUUUGCCGCUAUAAUCAUGAUGAUCAAAUGUUGCCAUAUACGAUUAUUUAUUUGUGUAAAGUCUGCCUAUAACCUACUGCGCAGAAUAUCGAUAAAGUGUAAUAUAAAUUUCACACGAGGUGACAGAUGAACUGACAUUUUUUGUCAUAUGUUUUUAUUCUCAAAUAUUGUACAUUAUUACACAUUACAGAUAUAGCUGCUAAUGGAGCCAUAUUUCAACAAACAGCUCUCAUCUUAUAAAUAUGAUGGAAACAUCAGGACUAAUCCUUAUGCAACGUAUGCAUAAGAGGAACGAUCAUCCAAACUGAUUUAUAAAGUUAUUUACAUAUUGGCAAACAAACUAAGAAUCAUUGAGGGGGGAAGAGUCAAAUAACGGAACGCAAGCAUAAUGCUGGAUCUCUUUUUAAACCCGAAUCCAUGAGGACGUAUUGCACGGUUGUUAUAAUUUAUGUCAAAAUGAACGAUGAUGGAACAAUACGAGAAGCAAGAAUUGACAUGAAUUUUGCAUUGCAUUUGGAUCCCGCUCAAUAAGAGAAAGCAAGCCUUACCAUAAAUGACCUGCAGUGUGAUUUAAACAUGGAUGUGCAAAUCGAGUGAAAACCUGAGAAAAGAACACAAGUUCGCCCUUCAGUUGAUACCUGGGGGAUGCUUUGAACUAUCAAUGAAAGCCAUUUUAGGACACUGUCGGGCAGGAAAGCCCAGAUUAAAAACCAAGAGAUAUGUCUGACAAUCAUCUUUAUCUUCAUAUAAAAAAGACUCAUUAAUGAUCAUUGGCACUUUGUUUGGAUUCUGAGCCACUACUUUCUACAAUGUUCAAGUGCUGGGAUUUGUGAAAAGGGGGUUCGUCACAAAGGACGCUGGACUACCAAAAGUAUAAGGAAAUGAAUAAGACACAUAGAGAUGAGAUCCUGUAAAGUUGGGUACGGUACUUGCUACUUUUUAGGAAACCUCAAGCUAUUAAAUGUAGAUCUGAUGAGAAAACAACACAGUAAGGGCACUCCUAAAUGUAUUUUUAUGACAUAAAAUAAGUGCAUAACAUGGCAGUCACAUUAUCUCGCUCAGGUGUGUAGGCAUUUAAAUGUGCAUAAAGCAAACCUUCUGGACUGCUUUCUGAAUCGCCAUGUUGAAGCCAUGUGUACAUGCUGUUAAAACUGAGACUUUAUGAACGAACCGAGGAUACGGUUAUGCCAAAACAGCUAACCUGUAUUUUUAAAUCUGCUGUUACUGAGCUGGACACAACACAUCAUACCUGACAUUUUCAUAACCAAUAACGCUUAUCAAUAUUAAGGGCUAUACAACAUAUGCGUUAGUGGUACCUGCAAAUGUUACCCACAGCUUAUUUAUUAUUACUUAAAUUAAUCUUAUUAUUUGCAGAAUAAAAAAAUAUGGAGUUGGUAAUAAUUUAAAAAAAAAUGUAAAUGUGGGAUUGGUUAUAAAAAAACAAGAUUUAAUUUAGUGUAUGGUUCUGACCUUUGAGAAAUAGUUCAGGGGGCAUAUUACAGAAACGUCCUAUUUUUAAGUUAAGAUCUGAUCAGUUUGAUGUUAGGAUGUUUUUGUAAUACAGCCCCAGCUCUCAUUAAUUCAUUUGGACAUAAUCAACAUAAUCAUAUAUAUAGUGAAACUUAUCUGUUUUUUGCCACAGAUUUCAUAUCUCCUGGUUAAUUUUCAGAAGCAUUCUAAGUUUCAGAUCAUUUGCAUAUUAUAUGACUCCCGGUGAUAGUUUAUAUUACAUCAGAAGAGGAUUGAAGGUGACAUUCAUUUAACUUUUCACUGGAACUAGUGUGUAUCUUAAUGAAUUAUUAAUAAAACUUAAAGACAAUCUUCCUAACA